CGUCAAAGAAGCGCCUAACCCCUCUUUUAGAGAUCUAGCCUUCACAUAAACGAUAUUUAUCAGUCUCACGUUACGAAAGGACAAAGCUCUACCGGGAGGUCGUUCUCGCUCUCUCGGAGCCACCGGUUUGCUGCUAAGAGGAGGCGCCAUCUUAAGACGCACGCAAAACAGGCAGGACCACGACCAUGUAUCCCUCGACUUUGACGCAGCUGGCCCGGGCUAAUCCGUUCAGCGCCCCGCUGUUCACGCUCCAGAAAGUGGAGGAACCACAGCAGAGUCUUCAUGGACAGAGGACGCGCAGGCUGGCAGCUGCCGCCACGGCAGACGCCGAGGGAGACAGUUGCGAAUUUGGCUCUCAAAAGUAUUUCGUCCUGUGCGGCUUUGGCGGGAUUCUUAGCUGUGGCACGACACACACAGCCGUCGUCCCACUCGAUCUGGUCAAAUGCAGGAUGCAGGUGAAUCCCGACAAGUACAAGAGCAUCGGCAAUGGAUUCUCGGUGACAGUGAGGGAGGACGGUGUCCGAGGCUUGGCCAAGGGCUGGGCGCCCACUUUCAUUGGCUACUCCAUGCAGGGACUCUGCAAGUUUGGCUUCUAUGAAGUGUUUAAGAUCUUCUACAGUGACUUGCUUGGAGAGGAGAACACCUACAUGUGGAGAACGUCCCUGUACCUCGCCGCCUCCGCCAGCGCAGAGUUCUUCGCCGACAUCGCUCUGGCUCCUAUGGAGGCUGUCAAAGUGCGUAUCCAGACCCAGCCUGGCUACGCCAACACCCUUAGAGAGUGCGUGCCCAAGAUGUACAGCGAGGAGGGUCUCUGGGCCUUCUACAAGGGUGUGGUACCACUCUGGAUGAGACAGAUCCCUUACACCAUGAUGAAAUUUGCCUGCUUCGAGCGUACCGUGGAGAUGCUCUACAAGUACGUCGUUCCCAAGCCACGUAGCGAGUGCAGUAAAUCGGAGCAGCUGGUGGUCACCUUCGUGGCCGGGUAUAUCGCUGGUGUGUUUUGCGCCAUUGUGUCCCACCCUGCUGAUUCGGUGGUGUCUGUACUGAACAAAGAGAAGGGAAGUACUGCUGUCCAGGUCCUGAAGAGGCUAGGACCUAAAGGUGUCUGGAAGGGCUUGGUCGCCCGUAUCAUCAUGAUCGGUACUCUGACGGCACUGCAGUGGUUUAUCUACGAUUCGGUCAAAGUCUAUUUCCGUCUGCCCCGCCCCCCUCCCCCCGAGAUGCCCGAGUCCUUGAAGAAGAAGCUCGGAAUCGAGUAAUGACGCCAUCACGAUUUCCUCUUAGGUGACAACAAUCAGAUCAACUACACAUUUCCCAACUUUUAUUCAGUGCAAACAGCAGUUUUCUAUAUUUAUGCCAUCAGUCCAGCUCUUUCAACCUAUGGGGCUGGCUCAUGUAUAUUUAACAAACAAAAUCAGUGACAAAGAUGGUAUUGUCACAAAUAUUCCUUGGGUGUGCGACACUUAUUUUAUUCUGUUCCUGUGACUUGGAAAUGAAUAAAACAGAUUCCUCUGUAAA
Molecule: messenger RNA, 1518 nt
Organism: Corythoichthys intestinalis (scribbled pipefish)
Lineage: Eukaryota; Metazoa; Chordata; Actinopteri; Syngnathiformes; Syngnathidae
Gene: slc25a3a
Product: solute carrier family 25 member 3a
Exons: 8
Coding region: 186-1259 (357 amino acids)
Biological process (GO): mitochondrial phosphate ion transmembrane transport
Cellular component (GO): mitochondrial inner membrane
Molecular function (GO): phosphate transmembrane transporter activity
Source: RefSeq, a predicted model, not a curated record